UUGACAAAAUCGAGUUAAAUAGCAGGUCACUGUCACAGUGCCGCAUCUCAAUUCAUCGUGGCAAGAUGAGUCUCCUGAGUGUUCUGAAGAAUCGUGUCGAAAUUAUCGACGACUCGGUAUCAUCCCGGGACCUCGUCAACCGGUUUGUCGCCGAAGGUCCCCAGGAAGAACCGCUGCACGUGACUGAAGUGGACGCGCUUGUCAAGCGACACUACGAAUGGUUACAGCAUCUGCCGCGGGUUAGUCCGUACUAUGCCGUCAAGAGCAACGACGACGAUGCGCUGGUGGAGGCUACCGUUCUGCUGGGACUCGGGUACGAUUGUGCCUCGAUGGCAGAGGUUCGCCGGAUGUUGGAAUUCGGAGUCGACCGGGAGAGGAUCAUUUUCGCGCAACCACAGAAGACGAUUGUUUCGUUGAAAUAUGCACGCGAGAAUAGAGUAAGAACGGUUUUCGAUUGCGAAAGUGAACUUCGAAAGAUUCAUCAGUACUACCCGGAGGCCGAAGUGCUCAUUCGCUAUCGGUUUGAUUCGAAGAAAUCGACGACCCCGCUGGGAUCGAAGUUUGGCUGUGAAACCGAGAAGGAAUCAAGAUCGUUGCUGAAUCUCGCAAAACAGCUUGGUAUCAACGUGGUUGGUUGGUGCUUCAACGUUGGAUCAGGAUGUACUGAUGCGGACGUUUUCUAUAAUGCCAUUAAGAAAGGUCGUGAAAUCCACGACUACGCUGCUUCCAUUGGAUUCAAGUUUAGGAUUAUUGAUUUGGGUGGAGGAUUUAUGGGAGACAAAAACUACAGAAUAGACCAGUAUGCAGUUUACAUUAAUCGUGCUUUAGAUGAAUAUUAUCCUGAAAGCGAGGGUAUCAAUGUAAUUGCUGAACCUGGAAGAUACUAUUGUGCGGCCACUGUAACAACCAUUACUCCAGUGCACGGGAAGCGUGUUUUGUACAACGCGAAUGAUCCGUUGAAAAUAGAGCAAAUGUUCUACUAUUUCAACGAUGGCAUGUAUGGUACGUUCUACGGCCCUCGAUAUCGUAAUCAAGAACUAUUCCCAAUUGUUUGGAAAUCUGGAGGCAACCAAGGAGUGACCCACAAGACAACAUUGUUCGGACCCACGUGCGAUGGCAAUGACUACUUCGCAAAGAACAUCGAUCUUCCAGAGCUAGAGGUGUCCGACUUCGUGAUAUUCGAGAAUCAGGGAGCUUAUUCUCGGGUGCAUUCCUGCCGAUUUAAUGGAUUCUGUCUGCCAAAAGUCAUCAGAUUUAUGCGAAAGAGUACCUGGGAAUUACUUGAGAAGGCAUCUCAAUCUUCAAACCCAACACAGGUGGUGUUGGACUCUGUGUACCUUCGGAACAAUUCUCGAAUCGAACAGCUUACGUAUGAUUAAAGGGUGAUCCGAUAUGUGCAUUUUUUUUUUAUUUGAAUUUGGCUGAAUAAAAGUCACUACUUUGUUGCAAAA
Aedes albopictus (Asian tiger mosquito) is the source of this 1451-nucleotide messenger RNA. RefSeq names its product ornithine decarboxylase 1. Lineage: Eukaryota; Metazoa; Arthropoda; Insecta; Diptera; Culicidae. The coding region runs from base 66 to 1379 and encodes 437 amino acids. Gene Ontology annotation, molecular function: ornithine decarboxylase activity. The transcript is spliced from 3 exons. Gene Ontology annotation, cellular component: cytoplasm. The record is from RefSeq and is a predicted model, not a curated record.